Molecule: messenger RNA, 527 nt
Organism: Oncorhynchus nerka (sockeye salmon)
Lineage: Eukaryota; Metazoa; Chordata; Actinopteri; Salmoniformes; Salmonidae
Product: beta-microseminoprotein-like
Exons: 4
Coding region: 106-450 (114 amino acids)
Source: RefSeq, a predicted model, not a curated record
GUGAUAUGACGACAUUGGGAGGGGUAUUAACGUCUUAUAUAAAGCUGUGAACGGGGAGACAUAAGACAGUUCAACUUACAUUUUGACAAGAAGACUUCUGUCAGCAUGGGUUCUCUCGUCCGUGUGGUAGUGUGUGUGCUGAUGUUGGUGGUUGUGUGUCGAGCUCAGUGCUUCUUCCAGGAGCUGGAGACCAAAGACCCCAAGACUCCAGCAAAGGGGUGUGUGGAUAAGGAGGGAAAGCAGCAUGUGUUUGGUUCUUCAUGGGUGAAGGACUGCUAUGACUGUUCCUGCUCCGUGCGAGGCAUCGGAUGCUGCAACAGGAUCCCAGAGGUGGUGGAUCUCUCAGCAGAGUGUGAGCUGGUGGUGGACAGAAAAGCCUGCUCACACAGAGUGGUGAUGAAGUCAGACAAGACCAAGGACUGUAACAGAUCCUUCAGUAUGGUCUUAUAAAAAUGUCUGCAUGGUUGCAUGUACACACCAACAUGUAUAGAUGGAACUUACAUCCAAUAAAACAAGGCAACAGUGAA